AUGAAGGCGACGAGCCCAACGUCGCGAUUCCCAGCACGUCUUCCGAAACAAAUACAAAGGGCGCUGCCCAUCUAUGUCGCGCUCAUUCUCGUCGUUGUAUUUUUCUGGACCGCAGAAUCAGUAUCGUCAUUUAGAUUAGCCGUUGUUUGGGACCGGGUUCGAGCGUACCAAACAUCGUCUGUUGUCACCACAACCUUCACCAGGAAAAUUUGGCAGACGUGGAAGAUCGAUCCUUUAGAAUUCGAGGAACGAGAUUUGUCGCGUGCGAGGAGUUGGCCGUCCAAGAAUCCCGGCUAUAGAUACGAGGUGCUGACCGAUGGAAACGAUUUACAUUAUGUUGAGACGAAUUUCGGGCCCGCAGGCCUAAAUCGUCCCGAUAUUGUAUAUUUCUACAAAUCGCUAACGGCGAAAAUCAUCAAGGCGGAUCUGUUAAGAUACUUGAUAUUAUACAACGAGGGAGGGGUGUACGCGGAUAUUGAUGUGGAAGCAUUGAAACCGGUAGACGAAUGGAUCCCUCCCCACUUCGACAAGGCAGAUCUCGACCUGGUCAUCAGCGUCGAGAUCGACGAGCCCACGUAUGCGAACCAUAGCAUCCUUGGUCCCAAAUCACAAUCCUUCUGCCAAUGGACCAUCAUGAGCAAACCGCGGAAUCCAGCUAUCCUGCGGAUCAUCAACAACGUUAUCAAUUGGUUGACUGAAGUCGCGCGAGCGCAGAACGUGCACGUUGCCGAAAUCCAGCUCAAUUUUGACGACGUGCUGAGCGGGACUGGACCCUCUGCGUUUACCACCGCCAUGCUCUCCGAGAUGAAGAGGCAAACGGGGAUGAAGCACAUCCCAUGGAGUACGUUCCACAAUUUGACAGAGCCAACCCUCGUUGGGCGGAUUUUGGUUUUGACCGUCCAUGCAUUUGCCUCAGGACAGGGACAUUCGAACUCGGGCACACACGAUGAUCCAAGAGCGCUCGUUAAGCACCAUUACCAUGCUUCGAAAUGGCCAGACCGGCAUCCCAGAUACAGCCACCCUGGCUAUGGCAUGGUGGAGGAGUGCAAUUGGAAGCCAGAGUGUGUGCAAGCAUGGGACAACAACACAGCGGCAUACCCAACUUUGAGCGAGGAAGAGAAGGAGAAGGUACUUGCAGCGAAGAAGAAGGUUGACGCGGACAGGUUCAACAAGGAGGAAGAGGAAAAGGCAAAUCGUGAGAGGGAAGAUCGGGAGAGGAUAGACAAAGAAACCCGUGAGAAGUGCGAGAAGCUGGAUCCGCCGUUCGAGAUGCCGAAGCCGGAACAGCACCAUGAUGAAGAGCACCAUGACGACCAGAACCGGAACAACGGAGAGCAAAGACCUGAGGAACAUAAAGAGGAACACAAGCAGGAGCAGAAACCUGAAGAGCACAAGCAGGAGCAUCAGCAACAAGACGGCUGGAUGUUACUUCAAGACACCCUCGACGGAGAGAACAAAGUGCACAAAGAAGUCGAGCCCCCACACAUUGCGCCAAUCGACCCCAAACCCGAGACAUGA
Messenger RNA from Hyaloscypha bicolor E, 1518 nucleotides. Its product is annotated as glycosyltransferase family 32 protein. NCBI's taxonomy places the organism in Eukaryota, Fungi, Ascomycota, Leotiomycetes, Helotiales, Hyaloscyphaceae. Gene Ontology annotation, molecular function: alpha-1,6-mannosyltransferase activity. The record is from RefSeq and is a predicted model, not a curated record. The transcript has 2 exons. Gene Ontology annotation, biological process: protein N-linked glycosylation. Gene Ontology annotation, cellular component: mannan polymerase complex. The coding region runs from base 1 to 1518 and encodes 505 amino acids.